This is a messenger RNA of Huiozyma naganishii CBS 8797, 1053 nucleotides long. RefSeq names its product replication factor C subunit 2 (gene RFC2). Gene Ontology annotation, cellular component: DNA replication factor C complex; nucleus. Bases 1 to 1053 code for a protein of 350 amino acids. Gene Ontology annotation, molecular function: ATP hydrolysis activity; ATP binding; DNA clamp loader activity. The transcript has a single exon. Lineage: Eukaryota; Fungi; Ascomycota; Saccharomycetes; Saccharomycetales; Saccharomycetaceae. The record is from RefSeq and is a predicted model, not a curated record. Gene Ontology annotation, biological process: DNA repair; DNA-templated DNA replication.
AUGUUUGAAGGCUUUAGUAGUAAUAAACGGAGGAAAGUUGACAACACCGAAAGCAAAGAGGAGAAUAAGCCAUGGGUUGAAAAGUACAGACCCAAGAAUCUCGACGAGGUCACUGCUCAAGAUCAUGCCGUUAACGUGCUGAAAAAGACGCUGAAAUCCGCUGAUUUACCGCACAUGCUGUUCUACGGUCCACCUGGUACGGGUAAAACUUCCACCAUUUUAGCUCUGACAAAAGAAUUGUUUGGACCCGAGCUAACAAAGAGCAGAGUCUUGGAAUUGAACGCCUCGGAUGAGCGUGGUAUUUCGAUCGUUAGGGAAAAGGUCAAGAACUUUGCGCGUCUUACCGUUUCUAAGCCAUCCAAGAAUGAUUUGGAAAAAUAUCCAUGUCCACCUUUCAAGAUCAUCAUUUUAGAUGAAGCAGACUCAAUGACCGCCGACGCGCAGAGCGCCUUGAGAAGAACAAUGGAAACGUAUUCCUCGGUGACAAGAUUUUGUCUGAUUUGUAACUACAUCACCAGAAUUAUCGACCCUCUAGCUUCCAGAUGUUCGAAAUUUAGAUUCAAGUCUUUAGACGAAUCUAACGCAAUGGAUAGACUACAAUACGUUGCCAAACAGGAGUCCGUGAUUUGUGAAGAUGGCGCCCUGGAAAAGAUACUAAUUGUAUCUUCAGGAGACUUGAGGAAAGCUAUAACGUUAUUGCAGUCCUCUUCCAAACUUAGAAAUUACACCGGGACAGACAAAGUUACUUCAAAACAAGUGGAGGAGCUGGCUGGGCGGGUUCCUAAUGACAUAUUGGGCGAACUUGUAGAAAAAAUUGCGUCGAAAGAUCUGGACGCCAUAAUAGCAUACGUCAACAACUUUGCCAAAAGUGGGUGGUCUGGAGUGUCCGUUAUAUCACAAUUGCAUGACUACUACAUAAUGAGCGACAACUUCGACACUGCUUUUAAAAACCGGAUCUCCCUCAUACUAUUUGAUACAGAUGCAAAAUUAACCAACGGUACCAAUGAGCAUCUUCAACUGUUGAAUUUAGUUGUGCAAAUUUCGAACAUCUAA